This is a messenger RNA of Cyprinodon variegatus (sheepshead minnow), 1938 nucleotides long. RefSeq names its product eukaryotic translation initiation factor 3 subunit L (gene eif3s6ip). Bases 127 to 1839 code for a protein of 570 amino acids. Gene Ontology annotation, molecular function: protein binding; translation initiation factor activity. Gene Ontology annotation, biological process: translational initiation. Lineage: Eukaryota; Metazoa; Chordata; Actinopteri; Cyprinodontiformes; Cyprinodontidae. The transcript has 15 exons. Gene Ontology annotation, cellular component: cytoplasm; eukaryotic translation initiation factor 3 complex. The record is from RefSeq and is a predicted model, not a curated record.
UGACACCUACUUCCGCUUCCUUCCGUCUCCGGCGCCUGCUGCGUGGUUUAGCGGCGUUAGCUAGUUGGGUCACGCUGUUGGCCUGCUUUUUUAUUAAUAUACUGCUUUGGUUUGAUAUCCACCAUAAUGUCGUAUCACGAAGAGGAAGAAUACGAUCCUUACGCCUACUCAAAUGACUACGAUCUGCACACAGGUGACCCUAAAGCAGAUCUUGCGUAUGAGAGACAGUAUGAGCAGCAGACCUACCACGUCAUUCCAGAGGUGAUCAAGAACUUCCUCCAGUAUUUCCACAAAACCAUCUCCGACUUGAUCGACCAGAAGGUUUAUGAGCUGCAGUCCAGCCGGGUUACCAGCGAGAGCAUCGAGCAGAAGAUCUACGAGAUCCAAGAUGUCUACGAGAACAGCUGGAACAAGUUGACUGACCGUUUCUUCAAGACUUCGCCCUGGCCUGAGGCUGAAGGCAUCGCAUCGCUUGUUGGCAAUGACGCUGUGUUCCUCAUCCUCUAUAAGGAGCUCUACUACAGACACAUCUAUGCUAAAGUCAGCGGUGGACCUACCUUGGAGCAGAGGUUUGAGUCCUACUACAAUUACUGCAACCUCUUCAACUACAUCCUCAAUGCAGACGGUCCGGCACCUCUGGAGCUGCCAAACCAGUGGCUGUGGGACAUCAUUGAUGAGUUCAUCUACCAGUUCCAGUCCUUCAGUCAGUACCGAUGUAAAACGGCCAAAAAAUCGGAGGAGGAAAUUGAGUUCCUGAGGAGUAACCCGAAGAUCUGGAACGUCCACAGCGUCCUCAAUGUCCUCCACUCCCUGGUGGAUAAGAGCAACAUCAACCGACAGCUGGAGGUCUACACCAGCGGAGGGGACCCAGAGAGCGUGGCUGGGGAAUAUGGACGCCACUCUCUGUAUAAGAUGUUGGGGUACUUCAGCCUGGUUGGCCUGCUGAGGCUGCACUCUCUGCUGGGGGAUUAUUACCAGGCCAUUAAAGUCCUGGAGAACAUUGAGCUCAAUAAGAAGAGCAUGUAUUCCCGCGUGCCAGAGUGCCAGAUCACCACCUAUUACUACGUGGGGUUUGCCUACCUGAUGAUGCGCCGCUACCAGGACGCCAUUCGAGUGUUUGCCAACAUCCUUCUCUACAUCCAGAGGACGCGGAACAUGUUCCAGAGGUCGACGUAUAAAUAUGAGAUGAUCAAUAAGCAGAACGAGCAGAUGCACGGCCUCCUGGCCAUCGCUCUCACCAUGUACCCGAUGCGCAUCGAUGAGAGCAUCCACACCCAGCUGAGGGAGAAGUACGGAGACAAGAUGCUGCGUAUGCAGAAAGGAGAUCUGCAGGUGUUUGAAGAGCUCUUCAGCUUCGCCUGUCCUAAGUUCCUGUCUCCUGUGGUGCCAAACUACGACAACGUCCACCCCAACUACCACAAGGAGCCCUUCCAGCAGCAGCUGAAGGUCUUUGCUGAGGAGGUUCAGCAGCAGGCUCAACUCUCCACCAUCAGAAGUUUCUUGAAGCUGUACACCACCAUGCCAGUGGCCAAACUGGCAGGAUUCCUGGACAUGACGGAGCAGGAGUUCCGCAUCCAGCUGCUCGUCUUCAAGCACAAGAUGAAGAACCUGGUAUGGACCAGCGGCAUCUCUGCGCUGGAUGGAGAGUUCCAGUCUGCCUCUGAGGUGGACUUCUACAUCGAUAAGGACAUGAUCCACAUCGCCGACACCAAAGUUGCUCGUCGGUACGGAGACUUUUUCAUCAGACAGAUCCACAAGUUUGAGGAAUUAAACAGGACGUUGAAGAAAAUGCCGAUCACUGGCACCACGGCGGCAACAGGAGCUGCCACAAGCCGAUGAGUCUGAGGAAAGGAGAUGAAAAGAACCGAAUCUUCUUUGUUCCGAUUUGGUUUCAUCGUGAAAACUUUUCUAUGUGACAAUAAAGGAAAGUUAAGGAGU